Molecule: messenger RNA, 390 nt
Organism: Mycosarcoma maydis (corn smut)
Lineage: Eukaryota; Fungi; Basidiomycota; Ustilaginomycetes; Ustilaginales
Exons: 2
Coding region: 1-390 (129 amino acids)
Source: RefSeq, a predicted model, not a curated record
AUGCAUCGACCAACUAGCCUCUACGUGACGCUGAUCUGCCUGCUUGGAACGGUGAUGAGCGUUCGAGCGGCGACGCAGAGGGUCGGGGAUUCGUGCAGUUACAAGCAGAACUGCCAGGAUUGGGCGGAAGGUGUUGGGCCGGACUGGGCCAAAGGAGCGAUAACGUGUGCUGUGCCGCAGGAUGGUAAACCCGAAAAAUGCGGCAGUGGCGAUAAGAAGGGCAGAGACGAAUUCUCAGGCGUCUGUAAAGCAGUAGGCACCCUGUCAGCUACAGAAUACGGUUGCGCCUGCGGCGUCCACAAGGCAGACUGCCCCGAAACUAGCCCCUUCUCCCGAAUCUUCUGGCCCCAGGACUGGCUCGAAACCGCCUGGUCCCAAGUACACCACUAA